This is a messenger RNA of Sciurus carolinensis (gray squirrel), 1092 nucleotides long. RefSeq names its product neuroendocrine secretory protein 55. The transcript has a single exon. The record is from RefSeq and is a predicted model, not a curated record. The coding region runs from base 318 to 1055 and encodes 245 amino acids. NCBI's taxonomy places the organism in Eukaryota, Metazoa, Chordata, Mammalia, Rodentia, Sciuridae. Gene Ontology annotation, biological process: response to parathyroid hormone.
ACCUCUCCCGGGUCUUAGACUGCGGUCUGAGACUUAGCGAGAGGAGCCUGGGAGGAGACAGACCUUUCCUUCCUUUCCCAUCCUUUCUUUUAGCUUGGAGAGGCAAGCAGAGGCGCGGAGCUUUAGAAAGUUCUUAAGUGGUCAGGAAGGUAGGUGCUUCGGUUUUUCUCCACACACCGAGGUGGAAGUGGGACCGCCCGGACCCAGCUUCUCACCUCAGAAGGUGCACUUUUUUCGGCUCCAGCAGCCGAUGCGCAUCGGAGCCGCUCUCUGCAGAGCCAGAGGGCGGGUUGGUUUCUCGGUGUGCGCCUAAGAGGAUGGAUCGGAGGUCCCGGGCUCAGCAGUGGCGCCGAGCUCGCCAUAAUUACAACGACCUGUGCCCGCCCAUAGGCCGCCGGGCAGCCACCGCGCUCCUCUGGCUCUCCUGCUCCAUCGCGCUCCUCCGCGCCCUUGCCACCUCCAACGCCCGCGCCCAGCAGCGCGCGGCAGCCCAGCAGCGCCGGAGCUUCCUUAACGCCCACCAUCGCUCCAGCGCCCAGGUAUACCCUGAGUCCCCCGAAUCGGAAUCUGACCACGAGCACGAGGAGGCAGAGCUUGAGCUGUCCCUCCCCGAGUGCCUAGAGUACGAGGAAGAGUUCGACUACGAGACCGAGACCGAGACCGAGUCCGAAAUCGAGUCUGAGACCGACUUCGAGACCGAGCCUGAGACCGCCCCCGCCACUGAGCCUGAGACCGAGCCGGAAGACGAGCGCGGCCCCGUAGUGCCCAAGGGCUCCACCUUCAACCAAUCUCUCACCCAGCGUCUCCAGGCUCUGAAGUUGCAAAGCCCCGACGCCUCCCCAAGUCUCGCGCAGCCCACCACUCAGGAGUCGGAGAGCCCCAGCGAGGGGGAGGAGCCCGAGCCUGAGGACAAGGAUCCGAGGGACCCCGAAGAGUCCGAAGAACCCAAGGAGAAGAAGCAGCAGCGCCGCUGCAAGCCGAGAAAGCCCACCCGCCGCGACAGGUCCCCGGAGUCCCCUUCCAAAAGGGGACCCAUCCCCAUCCGGCGUCACUAAUGGAGGACGUCGUCCAGAUUCUCCUUGUUUUCAUGGA